UUUUUAAAUCACAUCCCAGCCACUGAUCACAGAGAUACGAGUUCAGUCUAUUCACACACAUUUUCUAUUCCACAGGUUGGGGCUGAAAUACUUUGAGGCGUUUGCUUUGACGUGACACUCCCCCACACCCACCCACCUCCCCCUGGUCGAUGGGAGUCCGACGUCAGCCCCGGAGGAGUGGAUGGCCAGUGUAAUAAAAACACACGAAGAGAAUUGAGGAAAAGCAGAAGAUUGUCCGGAGAGAGAGAGAAAGCAGCAGCAACACGGGGUCUGGAUCUCUUUCCUCCUCCUGAGCCACGGACGUCAACGCCUCUCGUUGUUUGUUCAACAUUUGGGGCGAUGUGGGAUAUUUUCCGCCGCCGUGUCGACAGCGGGCUCCGGCUGGAAGGCUGAGUGUUACGCGUGGCUUUCUUCUGGAGCAGAGAUAACAGUAUAACAGCCUAUAGCGGAUUGGAGUGAAAGUCCGCCAUAUUCUGCCUCACCACGCCCGGGAGUCGAGCCGCUGGGAAUAUGAGCGGACUGCUUUCUUCACGCGUCCCCGCUCAUCCGCGACGCUAACUCGGACACAACGCGGGGGAUUUUCGCCCCUUGAAGAGACAUUGAACAACAUCGAGGGACUUUGUUUUUAAAGAGCAGGGCUGGUGGUGGUGGUGCUCGGCUGAUCGGAUGGCAGUGCCCCUAACGAGAUCACACGGAGGAUGCGUCUUUAGAGGAUCUGUUGAUCAUAUUGAGAGGUUAAAGCAGAUUAUCACCAAUUAAGAUCCGACAGAUAUUUGGCUCACACCGACCCGGACUGCGCCGCUUGUCGGGAAGAGGAGGCCCCGGAAAGCGAAGCGAAACUGGUGGAGGGAGCUUCGAUCAUAAUAAUUGAUAAAACAGCUUUACAUUUUAUUUUUUAGCCCACAAUCUGUGCUGCGUCCAGGCUCCUUUACGAGGGGCGUCCACGCGUUGUUCCACCAGACGCAGGCCUGUAUAUGUGGACGUUAUCCGGCAUCCACAGGCCUCCUGGAUGUGUGUUUAGAAAACCAGAGUGGGCUGAGAUCUGGAUGAAUCAGUGAUCAAACAAGCGAAAAGUGCGUGUUUUUAAAAAGCAGAAAGAAGGAGAAGAUGACCCUGGAGUCCAUAAUGGCGUGUUGCCUCAGCGAGGAGGCGAAGGAAGCCCGUCGGAUCAACGACGAGAUCGAGAGGCAGCUCCGCCGGGACAAGAGGGACGCGCGCCGGGAACUGAAACUGUUGCUCCUCGGCACUGGGGAGAGUGGAAAGAGCACAUUCAUCAAACAGAUGAGGAUUAUCCACGGCACAGGUUACUCCGAUGAGGACAAAAGGGGUUUUACCAAACUUGUGUAUCAGAACAUCUUCACAUCCAUGCAGGCCAUGAUUCGAGCCAUGGAGACGCUCAAGAUCCCCUACAAAUAUGAGCACAACAAGGGUAACGCCAACAUCGUGAGGGAGGUGGACGUAGAAAAGGUCAACAGGUUAGAGAAUCCUUACGUAGAUGCAAUCAAGAGCUUGUGGAAUGACCCGGGCAUCCAGGAGUGUUAUGAUCGUAGGAGGGAAUACCAACUCUCAGACUCCACUAAGUAUUACCUAAACGCGUUGGACAGAAUCUCCCAGUCAUCCUAUCUUCCCACCCAGCAGGACGUGCUGAGGGUUCGAGUCCCGACCACGGGCAUCAUCGAAUACCCGUUUGACCUGCAGAGCGUCAUAUUCAGGAUGGUGGAUGUGGGAGGUCAGAGGUCGGAAAGAAGGAAGUGGAUCCACUGCUUUGAGAACGUCACAUCCAUCAUGUUUCUUGUGGCACUCAGCGAGUAUGACCAAGUUUUGGUGGAAUCAGACAACGAGAACCGGAUGGAGGAGAGUAAAGCUCUGUUUAGGACAAUAAUCACGUACCCCUGGUUCCAGAACUCCUCCGUCAUCCUGUUCCUCAACAAGAAGGACCUGCUGGAGGAGAAGAUCAUGUACUCUCAUCUGGUCGACUACUUCCCAGAAUACGAUGGUCCGCAGAGGGAUGCCCAAGCAGGCCGAGAGUUCAUCCUCAAGAUGUUUGUGGACCUGAAUCCAGACAGUGAUAAGAUCAUCUACUCUCACUUCACCUGUGCCACUGACACGGAGAACAUCCGCUUUGUCUUUGCCGCCGUCAAAGACACCAUCCUGCAGCUCAACCUAAAGGAGUACAACCUGGUGUAGAGCAGAGGCCCCCAACACACACUGACUGAUGCAAUCUGUGAAAAGAGAGAUCACACACAGAAAAAAGAAAUUCUGAGAAAAAAAAAUCUGAUGCAUAAUAUUAAUUUAUUUGCCAUUUUGGAUCUCUUGGUCACCAAGGGGUGAGCAGAGUAAAUGUUCUUUUGCUUUUUAAGGAGUUGAUAAAAUCUAGGGAGGGAGGGGGCAGGACGUGGAAGAGUUGGGAGGUAUUUGCUGUUGAACAUGUGCAACAAUGAUCCUCAUUUUUUAGGCUUUUGCGCAUUUGCCCUUGUUUGUUUUUUGACAGAGAAAGGGACCACUGUGUGUCCUGGGGGUGUGGGAGGGGGGUGUUUGUUUUGCCCGUAAGUCUGAGACAUCAGAGCCGGAAUGAUUGUGCCCCCUCCCUCCUUCCUUUUUAUAAACAAGAAUUUAAAAAAAGGUUUUCAUUCUUUUGCGUUUUUUUUACCUGUUUGCCCAACAGGAAGUGAUGUAACACAUCUCCAAUCAACAGCUUGCAAAGGAUCCAUAGGCAAGUCUGUUGAUGAGUUUGGCAUAAACUGUGAUUUUUAAAUUAUUUCAUUUUGAUUUGAUAUUGAUUGACUUCAAUAAUCAUUAUUAAUAUUAUUAUCAUUAUCACAUUGACUUUGGUACCAUGCGAUGAGUAAGGGCAGGUGUUGCGACCUCGGAAGCACACAGCCACAGUUGAGUAAUGAUCACGUGACCGCGACUUUCAAGAGAGAGAAAUUGGCUUUAAAGAUGCUUUCGAAGCUUUGGGCGAUGAGGUGGUGGAGGAGGAGGAGGAGGUGAUAAUUUAUAAGACAAUGUUGUCAAAUGAUUAUGUUCAGCUGUGCCACAUUAGUGCUUUUAAUAUGCUAGUAUGUAUAUUUAUUUGCCAAUACCAAAACAACUCACGGCUCCACAUUGCGCUGAUUAUUACUUUUGAUGGAACAAAAAGUGUUGAGAACAGGAGAGAGCAGGGGGGACCGACGUAUUGAUCAACUGACUCCUGCAGUUUUUUAAGUGUUCAAUAAAUAACGGUAUUACACACAAACACACGCACAGACGAGGAACCACAGCUUGGACCAACCGAGGCUACACUGCUUGGUUAAAGAGGAGGCAGCCUCCCUCCUGACCUGCAGACUGUCCGGUCACAUUUUAGCCAUGUCCUUAUAUUUGUCUAAUCAAAGCCUGCCUGCUGUCUGGACUGUCUUCGUCCAACAGCAGUGGACAACACAUUUGGCUCUUUCCCAUGUCAAAAGGCAGAGUGUUGAUAAUCAGUUGGUACCAAAGUAAGCCCUUCUCGUCUCUGGCACCUGUGAUUUGCGAUUUCCUCAUUCCGAGUUACUUUGGAGUAUUUUUUUUGUAAGAAUUCUAUAGAACAUAAGCCUGUAAUUUACAUUUAUUGAGGCAUAGUGCAAUUAUGAAUGCUAUAAUCAUUGUACAUACAUCUCUCUCUAUAUAUAUGGCAGCAUCUUUGUUGGCUUUGUAAUCAUUACAUUUUUUGGGCAGAUUGAAUGUGUGGUAUUGAAAAUAUGUAUCUAUGUAAUUGUAUUGUAUGUCUAAUGGAAAAUUCAUUUUUUGGAAGAAAAAAAAGAUGUUAUUUACA
Messenger RNA from Paralichthys olivaceus (Japanese flounder), 3790 nucleotides. Its product is annotated as guanine nucleotide-binding protein G(q) subunit alpha. Lineage: Eukaryota; Metazoa; Chordata; Actinopteri; Pleuronectiformes; Paralichthyidae. Gene Ontology annotation, biological process: adenylate cyclase-modulating G protein-coupled receptor signaling pathway; phospholipase C-activating dopamine receptor signaling pathway; action potential. Gene Ontology annotation, molecular function: guanyl nucleotide binding; G protein-coupled receptor binding; GTPase activity. The record is from RefSeq and is a predicted model, not a curated record. Gene Ontology annotation, cellular component: heterotrimeric G-protein complex.